AUGGCAUUGCCCUGUGAAUCAGCUCAUGAUGAUGAUGACCCAACCAGAAGUUUCGUUUCCUUGCCCUUCAACACGUCAUACUAUCACAUCCAGAGCCCCUACGAUUUGCCGCUGGAGAAGCGGUACAGCUUCGUCAAUGGAGUUCACAAGUGCUGGGUUUACUCUACUGACAAGCCGCAUACCCGCACCAGCAGGACCAAGCCCCGAACCGAGAUCGCUAUCCAGGGUUACCAAUACAACUCAGGCACAUGGGAAUUCGAAGCGUAUGGUUACGUGCCCAAAGGGACAUCCGGCGUGUCGAUUAUGCAGGUGUUUGGAAGCAAACCACCAACGGCUACUUCAUUGAUGCUAAUGGUUUACGACGGCAACCUCCAUUACUACAGCAAGGGUCAGGUCGUGCUCGCGAACAUCUACAACAAGUGGUUCAAGCUGAAUGUGAUCGACGAUUUCGAUUCCAGGAAGAUCAAGGUCUACAUCAACGACGAGCUCAAGCUGGAGGUUCUUGGCCGCGGAGGCAAAUAUCACGCAUUCAAAUGUGGAGUUUAUGCCCAAAGGAACGCUUCUCGUCACAUGAAGUCUUGUUGGAGAGACAUUAAGAUUUUCAGAAAGAGAGCCUAG
This is a messenger RNA of Linum tenue, 618 nucleotides long. Lineage: Eukaryota; Viridiplantae; Streptophyta; Magnoliopsida; Malpighiales; Linaceae. The record is from the annotation of a GenBank genome assembly.